Conger conger (European conger) is the source of this 3814-nucleotide messenger RNA. Its product is annotated as relA-associated inhibitor-like. Lineage: Eukaryota; Metazoa; Chordata; Actinopteri; Anguilliformes; Congridae. The coding region runs from base 194 to 2413 and encodes 739 amino acids. Gene Ontology annotation, biological process: regulation of transcription by RNA polymerase II; positive regulation of cell differentiation. The transcript has 13 exons. Gene Ontology annotation, molecular function: transcription factor binding. The record is from RefSeq and is a predicted model, not a curated record.
CUACAUUCCACCCGGAUUCAUCAACACUACUGGUAGUAGAUAAGCGUGAGGACUGAAAGUAUAUUGCAGUAGAGUAAGAAGUUCACUUACGCGAACCCUGUGUGGCAUGUGGAACUGAAUACAGACAAGAAGCUCUCAUAGGGUUCCACAAAUAUUGCUUUCUGAAGGGGAAACACAGUCAAAGCCAGCAGUCAUGAAUCCAGAGGUUUGCUCCAGCAGCAGCGUGCUCUUCCACAUGUUGAGCAGCGAUUUGAAUGCCUCCAUGGCCACAGCUGACGACCUCUCCCGGGAGUUUGACAGUCUGAUGAAGGAGUGCUCAUCCGACGGAGAGUCCCAGCUUGAUACUGUCCCGAGUAUCUCCAGAGAAAUUCGACAGACGUCUCCCAAAGCCAGCAGCCCGACUUCGUCCAAAAGCGAGGAGGACCCCGGGAGCCCCAGACCCCCGUCGAACGCCCCGACCCUCCUCGUCACUGACGCCAGCCCCCGUUCACAAAGUUCGCUUGCCUACGACAGUAAAUCCCUGCUGUCGCCGUUUCCUGUCUUUUCCCCCCCGUGCCAGCUCACCCCUCCCCUGUCCCGCAACGGCAGACUGUCCCCCUCCUGUGGCCUGCAGAGCCUCUCCCGCCAGGCCCCCUCCCCCCAGGCCCGAAAACGCAUCUUCCAGUACGACACCGUCCCGAGGGACCGCCCGGGCUCUCCCUUCCUGGAGCGGAGCUCCCCCCCCUGCCCCAGCCCCCUGGCCAUGGACCAAUCCUUUCACCUGAGGCCGCACCCCUCCCCAAUGUCCCCGUACCCCUCCAGCACCAUCAGGUCUCCCAGAACCGAAAGAAGAACCGCCCCUCACCUGCUCGCCAUAUCCCACUCCGGCUCCCUCCCGAGGAGUUUCGGCUCUCAAAACCAAACCGCGUCACCAACGGCAAGACGGAAAAUCCCCGCAGAGUGGAGCGAGAACGAUGUGGACAUGGCUUACGGGCGAAAACCCCAGCACCUGUACGAAAAGGCAGAGAGGCUGAGAGCCUAUGGGUCCCUGGAAUCCCCACCUCCAGGGUUCAGUAAGUUCCAGCCCCAAAGUUCCCUCCCGCGCAACAUCCGUCUGAAUCCGUUGCAUCCCGAGCGAUCCUCCUCCCCGGCCGUGCCCCUGUCGCCUUACGGCUCGCCGACCCUUUCCCGGAACUUCUGCCCCCCUCCCUCUGUGCCCCGGCCCCGCUGGCACCACCCCGUCCCUCUGUCCGUCAUCAUGCGCGCCCAAAGACCACUGGGCGUCCUGGUCACCAGGCACCCCCGUGUGAUGGAGCUGGAGGGGGACGGCUCCCCCUACCUGCAGCACGCCUUGCUGCAUCCGGGCCAGACUGCAGCUACGGAGCAGAGACAGCCAGCAAGACAAGGCCCGGAGAAGGAGGAGGGAGGUCUUGGGGCCACCCCCCGGCCCAGGAGCCCCACCAGCCUGCCCGCGCUGGCCCCUGAUGCCCCCGGGUGCCCGGAGCUGCUGCUCCUGCGCUCUGAAAUCCCCCGAGCUCUGAAGAGGAGGGGCAGCCUCACCCAGCCCCUGCCCCUGGUCCACCGCCGGCAGUACCAGCAGAUGAUCCACAAGCUGUUCAGCAGGAAGGACCUCCACCACAAGGGGGAGCCAGGGAGCGAAUCCAGCAGCUCCUCGGAGGGAGAGGAGAGCCCGAAGGCGGCUGCAGCCUCCCUUCCCAUACCUGUUCUGGUCACCUCCCAGCACAAGGGCCUGCAGUCCAUCCUGAAGAGGCCUCUGAACCGCAGGCGGUGUCGGCACCGGGCCCGGCUGAACCCGCUGGUGCUGCUGCUGGACGGGGCCUUGAUCGGGGAGCUCGACACGGUGCAGAGGGCCGUGAGAGAGAUGAGUGACCCCAGCCAGCCCAACGAGGAGGGCGUCACCGCACUGCACAAUGCCAUCUGCGGGGGGCACUACAGCAUCGUGGACUUCCUGGUGCAGAUCGGGGCCAACGUCAGCGCGCCGGACAGCCACGGCUGGACGCCCCUGCACUGUGCUGCGGCCUGUAACGACCGCUCCAUGUGCGAGUACCUGGUGCGCAGUGGAGCGGCGGUGCUGUCGGUCACCGAGGGCGACGGAGCCACGGCCGUCGAGAAGUGCGACCCUUACGCAGCGGGGUUCGAGGAGUGCACGGCCUUCCUGAGGGGCGUGGAGGAGGCCAUGGGUGUGGAGAACGGUGGGGUGCUCUAUGCCCUUUGGGAGUACCCCGCCCAGGCCCCUGAUGAACUGAGCUUCCUGGAGGGUGACACGGUGACCGUCAAGAACAAGCAAGGCGGGGCGGAGUGGUGGCGGGCGUCGCUCGGCAACAGGGAGGGGUUUGUGCCCAGCAACUAUUUUGCGCUUUUCCCUAAGGUUCGGCAGAGAUCUCUGCUGGACCAGAACCAGAAAGGACGUUGAAUUUGGCCUGAUCAGUGCCCUCUGUGAACACUUGGCUUGCCCUGCUGACUGUUACAAAUGGAGCUGUUGGGCAUAUUACCCACACUCAAGAGCACUGGAAUGCUGACCCACUAUGGUCAGAGCGAACACUUUUAUCACUGUGAAUUGAAAUAUUUUACCCCAAAUUUGUGCCUUUUCUUGAUAGGAGUUUUUGUUACACAACAUAAGUUCAAAAUCUAUGAACAAAACCAAAUUAUGUGAUGAAUACAUUUUUUUUCAAUAUAUUUUUUUUAAAGUAUCAAAAUAUGUACAUAUUCUGCACCUUAGCCAUGUGGUCAAUUUGUGGUUUACUAGUUAAUGUAUUUUUAAAACGUGUUUUACUUAUUUCCUAACAAAAAAUCCCAAAUCCAUCCAUCCAUCCAUUAUCUGAACCUGCUUAUCCUGAACAGGGUCGCAGGGGGGCUGGAGCCUAUUCCAGCAUACAUUGGGCGAAAGGGAGGAAUACAUCCUGGACGGAUCGCCAGUCCAUCGCAGGGCACACACACCAUUCACUCACACACUCAUACCUACGGGCAAUUUAGACUCUCCAAUUAGCCUAACCUGCAUGUCUUUGGACUGUGGGAGGAAACCGGAGUACCCAGAGGAAACCCAAGCAGACACGGGGAGAACAUGCAAACUCCACACAGAGGCCGACGGGGAUUCGAACCCAGGACCUCCUUUCUGUGAGGCGGCAGUGCUACCCACUGCACCAUCCGUGCCGCCAAAUCCCAAAUCAACAAGAUUAUUUAUUGCUUUGUUAUUAUUAUAAAUUAUAAAUAAGUUCACCAUGUUACUUCAAAGAAAGGAAUAGAAAACAAUAUAAAAUAAAAUGAAUUAUGAACUUGUAUGAUGUAAUUCGAUGGCCUCUGUUAUUUCGGCUUCACAUACACAUUAACAUAGGAAAAAGUGAUCUUGUGCGAAAAAGAUAUGGCUGUGCUUUAAUAUCUGGAUGUAAUAUAAUCAGCAAUCAUUUUUUCAAGAGAAUGACUGAGUGAAGCGCUUUAAGUGUGUGUGUGUGUGUGUGUGUCUGCAUCUGUGUAUGUGUCAUAAAAUAUAAAAAAGAAUUGCGCAAUGUGAAUUGUAAAAUAUUGUGGUGAAUUGUUGUACAUUUAAACGCUUUGUUCAGUGUGUGUGAAGGAGCGAGACAGAGAGAGUGAGAGAAAGAGACAGAGAUGGGGGAUAAAGGAUGACAUACUUUUUUGCACUGGUGUUCUUGAAAACAUUGAAGUGCCUUUAAGAAAGACAUCUGACUGCCAGUGAAUAUGUAACUUAUCUCUCAUUUCUUUCCUUGUUUUUUACAAUUAUAUAGAAGGAAAUUUACAAGCUUGUUGAUGCAUUUUUGUGACGUGUGCAAAUGUGAAUAAAAACAUAAUUACACAUCAA